AUGGCCACAGCUGAAGCCCGGCCUCGUCCGGCUAUAGAACCCAUCCGAACAUCCGGCCCUGGUCUCACUGUUCGAUCUCUGCGACCCCGUAUCAUUCAGAAGAGCCCUUCUUGGACCCCUUCGCCUCUCUCGCCUCGCAGUCUCCCCCUUCCACGACUUCAGGAGGUGAGAGAUGAGGAUAUCGAACAACAUGACGCGAUGGACAUCGACUCGCAAGAACCUCAAAAGCGUGAUCCUUCAAAGCUUGAACCCAGCCUCCGCAAUGUUUCUCUGCGGCCUAUUACAGAAAUGCCCCUCCCAAGUCCAAGUCCCAGUACCUUGCCGCCUCGGCCGUCGCCUCUCUCGGCGCCACUCUGUGCACCUCCAGUCUUUCGAAGGCCGACUCUUGCAGAAGAGUCGAGAAACAUGCUCCUGCGCGAGUCGGAUGCUGAGCAACGCCGGGACUCCGCUCCUCUGGAAUAUGAGCGUCGACAGUCUGCGCCUGGUGGUGCUGCCCAUGCAAGAGCGUUGCAACUUGCUCGACACCGAGAUCACCUUCGUCGCCGGUGGAUGACAGGGUCAUAUAGAUCUCGCGAAUCUGAGAUAUUGGUGUUGCCUGUCGAACUCCGUCGCUUUUCUCUUAUGUCGUCCAGUGAUGCAGAACCACCUUCGCCAUACCCUGUGGAUGGCCGUCUGACCACCCGUGUUGCUGUCCAUUCCCCUGGCAAGAAGACAUUGGUACUCACGAGAACCUUCGACUUGGAUGAGUUAAGAGCCACACUUCCAGCUAUCAGCUCUACCGAAAGAAUCGAGGAAGUUCGGCGCGCAUCAGUUGUAACUCUCCAUCCUCCCCCUCACAACUCUCGACCAUCAUCCCCUGGACUCUCACACGAAAGACGCCACUCUUUUGGCGCUCUUCCGAGAACUACUUCUAGCCGCUCACCAUCGUCUGAGCGAAGAGGUUCGCGGCAGGGUCUCCGUCCUGUUGCUAUACGCCUAAACUAUGCUCGCCGAUAUCUCCCUGUUCUGGCCGCCAUCAUGCUUUCCGAGAUCGUUCGUCCCGGUGACACGGUAGAGCUUCCGCUCCCGCACCCUUAUGCCUGGGAAGACACUGUUGCACACGUUUACACCGGGCGAGUUGCACUUACUGAACACAUCAGACAGAACAUUUUGUACCUCGGAGGAUCAAUGUGA
This is a messenger RNA of Fusarium sp. VM40, 1173 nucleotides long. NCBI's taxonomy places the organism in Eukaryota, Fungi, Ascomycota, Sordariomycetes, Hypocreales, Nectriaceae. The record is from the annotation of a GenBank genome assembly.